AUGGCCGCCGGCGAGCCGCGGAGCUCGGGUUGCAGCGGGCGCUGCCCGUCGGCGGGGCGGCAGCUCUGCACCCCGCGGGGCGGCGGUGGGGCGGUGGCGGAGCGGGGGGGGCUGGGCUCCCGGGUCGCUCUGCCACCGCCGCGGGAGACCUGGCGCCGCCGGAAACUUUCCUCGGCGCUGUACGCCGGCUGCCUCUCCGUGCUGCUAGCCCUGGUGGUGAGGGUGGUGCGAGGGGAGCGCGGCCGGGAGCUGGCGGCUGAGGGCUGCGCGGGGCCACGGGGCUGGGGCUGGCUGCCCCCCAGCGCCGUGCCCCUGGGCCUGGCCGGCGCCUUCUUCUGCACGGGCCGCUACCUGCUGCGCGGCGGCGUGCGGCCGCGGACGGCGGCGCUGCUGCUGGCCGCCUGCUGCGGGGGGGAAGCGGUGGCGCAGACGGCGCUGGCGGCGGGGGAGGAUCACUUGCUCUCCCUCGCCGCCACGGGGGUGGUGCUGAGCUGCCUGGCCGCCGUGACAUGGCUGGUGCUGAAGCUGAGGCAGGGCGUCCUCAUGCUCGCUGUGACUAGCGCGGCCAGGACCACGUCCCUUGUCGCCUUGGAGAGGGUCCCGGUGUCCUGGCGGCCCUACCUGGCCUACCUGCUGGGACUGCUAGGCAUCCUCCUUGCCGGCUACGGUGACCGGCUGUGGCCCCCGCGGUGGGCCGCCCCGCUGGCGGAGCCUCCCGCCGCGCCCCCGGCUGCGGACGAAGCCCCGGUGCUAAGGCGGCGGCGGCGGUCUAGCUCCAUGAUCUCUCCAGAGAUGUCGGGUGGCAGCAGCAAGACCCACCGGCGGACCUCACUUCCCUGCAUCCCACGGGAGCAGCUCAUGGGGCAUUCUGAAUGGGAUCACAAACGAGGACCCAGAGGCUCCCAGUCUUCUGGUACCAGUAUCACUGUGGAUAUCGCUGUCAUGGGAGAAGCACAUGGGCUCAUUACAGACCUUCUGGCUGAUCCUUCCCUGCCCCCCAACGUAUGCACUUCACUGAGAACAGUGAGCAACCUGCUUAACACGCAGUUAACCUUCCAGGCCAUCCACAAGCCAAGGGUGAACCCUUUGGUGUCCUUCAGUGAGAACUACACCUGCUCUGACUCAGAGGAAUGUCCGGAGAAAGGAGAGAAACUAGCUAUACCCAAGCGCUUACGGAGAAGUUUGCCUCCAGGACUGCUGAGACGAGUGUCCUCUACUUGGACCACAACAACAUCAGCCACAGGAUUGCCUACACUGGAGCCAGCUCCGGUGAGAAGGGAUCGCAGUGCCAGCAUCAAACCUCAUGAAUCAUCAUCAUCCAGCACUGACUCCUGGAACAGCUCAGUUCUGAUGACAAUCACAAAGAGCAGGUCCUUCUCCACCUCCUACACCAUGCCUUCCACCAACCACCUGAAUGCCAAAAGGCAGAGCCGGCAAGGUGUCCCACCAAAUAUUUCACCUCUCACCUCCCCGUGCCAUUCACCAAUUCAGGGGACACCUGCCACAAGUCCUACUGGAAAAAUAUCUUCUGUGUCAUUUCCAGAUUCUACCGAUAUUGACACCAAGAAAAGCUUAAAGCCACACAAAGUCUUAACUUCUACUCAGAGUGCACCUAGCUUGUCAGACCCUGUUAUCAGCCCCUCUGUCAUCUGCAGCAGCUGUGGCAGACCUUAUAACCAAAUAGAAGCUGGUGAUGGGACACUAGAUAGAAAUGAUGGUACCACACACACCCUGAACAGAACAGAUGAUCCUGCACAAGCCACUUCUGACUACGAGACCAACAACAGUGACAGCAGCGACAUUGUACAAAACGAUGACGAGACAGAUUGCUCCAAAGGGCAGACACGGAAGGGAUCCGUCUGCAGGACAUACCCUCCUGAGACCAUCAUUCUCCAUCCCUUGAUACCACCUGAGGACAAACCUAUACUUGCUCCUGAACCUCUGGUUAUGGACAACUUGGAUCCUCUGAUGGAGCAGCUAAAUAGUUGGAACUUCCCAAUCUUUGAUUUGGUGGAAAAAAUUGGAAAGAAAUGUGGUCGUAUUCUCAGUCAGGUAUCAUACAGGCUUUUUGAAGACAUGGGACUGUUUGAAACCUUUAAAAUACCAGUGAGGGAAUUUAUGAACUACUUUCAUGCCUUGGAAUGUGGAUACCGAGAGAUUCCUUAUCACAACCGAAUCCAUGCAACUGAUGUUCUGCAUGCUGUUUGGUACCUUACUACUCAGCCCAUUCCAGGACUCCCAACUGUGAUUAGUGAUCAUGGGUCAGCAAGCGACUCAGAUUCUGACAGUGGAAUCACUCAUGGCCAUAUGGGUUAUGUAUUUUCAAAGACAUACACACCUACAGAUGACAGCUAUGGAUGCCUGGCUGGCAACAUCCCUGCUCUUGAAUUGAUGGCUCUUUAUGUAGCUGCAGCCAUGCAUGAUUAUGAUCAUCCAGGAAGGACCAAUGCCUUUUUGGUAGCAACGAGUGCUCCUCAGGCAGUGCUGUACAACGACCGCUCUGUCCUGGAGAACCACCACGCUGCUGCUGCCUGGAACCUCUUCAUGUCAAGGCCAGAGUACAACUUCCUGGUCAACCUUGACCACGUGGAGUUCAAGCAUUUCCGCUUCCUCGUCAUUGAGGCAAUUUUGGCUACUGACCUGAAGAAACACUUUGAUUUUGUUGCCAAAUUCAAUGCCAAGGUGAAUGAUGAUGUUGGAAUUGACUGGACUAAUGAGAACGACCGCUUGCUGGUUUGCCAAAUGUGCAUAAAACUGGCUGACAUAAAUGGGCCUGCAAAAUGCAAAGAUUUGCAUCUGCAGUGGACAGAAGGCAUUGUCAAUGAGUUUUAUGAACAGGGUGAUGAAGAGGCUAGCCUGGGCUUGCCAAUCAGUCCUUUCAUGGAUCGCUCUGCUCCUCAGCUGGCACACCUCCAGGAAUCUUUCAUCACUCACAUUGUGGGACCACUAUGUAACUCCUAUGACUCAGCUGGGCUAAUGCCAGGGAAAUGGAUAGAAGAUAGUGAUGAGUCAGGAGACACUGAUGAACACGAAGAGGAAGAAACAGCAGAAAUAGAAACUUGUGAAAAUGCUGAAUCCAAAAAGAAGAAGUUCAAGAGGAGAAAAAUCUACUGUCAGAUCACUCAGCACCUGCUUCAGAACCAUAAAAUGUGGAAGAAAGUAAUUGAAGAUGAGGAGAGGUUAGCUGGGACAGAGAAGCAAGGCACGGAGCAAUCCACGCUGUACCAAUCUUCAGAACAAAUCCAGGCCAUCAGGGAAGAGGAGGAGGAGAAAGGGAAGCCCAAGAAGGAUAAAGAGGAGAACACAACUGUAGAACCAAACCAAUGA
Messenger RNA from Indicator indicator, 3327 nucleotides. It is a transcript of the gene PDE3A, whose product is annotated as phosphodiesterase 3A. Lineage: Eukaryota; Metazoa; Chordata; Aves; Piciformes; Indicatoridae. Gene Ontology annotation, molecular function: 3',5'-cyclic-AMP phosphodiesterase activity. Gene Ontology annotation, biological process: oocyte maturation; positive regulation of oocyte development. The record is from RefSeq and is a predicted model, not a curated record. Bases 1 to 3327 code for a protein of 1108 amino acids. The transcript has 16 exons. Gene Ontology annotation, cellular component: cytosol.